AAGCCCCUCAAACUAACUUCCGCGUUAAAACGAAUCACCCAACUCACGCGGAACUUAAGAAGUGUUUUUUGGAAGUUUACAUUUUUAUCGUUAUAUGCUGGAUAUUUUGUUGUAGGAAUUACGUGAUAUUAAAACGGAAAUAAUUAAAAUAACUUACGUUCUCAAUUUUUAUAUAUUACAAUCGUCCAGUUAGGGAUCACACUAAAUAAUCUGAAGGAGGUGAUCUUUUUUCUGGAAGUCCUUGCUGCUUAUUAUCAGAUUUUUUUGACAAUGUCUGCAGUAUUUGUACCGGAGAGAUUUCGUCGGAAAGCUGACGUUGACCGGGAGACGUUGCAAAGGUUGCUGAAUGAAAAUGAUCAGCUAAUUCGAUGUAUUGUGGAGUACCAGAAUAAAGGAAGAGCCACAGAAUGUGCUCAGUAUCAGCAGAUCUUGCACCGAAAUCUUGUAUAUUUGGCCACACUUACUGAUUCAUGUCCAGAGGGUAUACCUUUGUCAUUCUGCACUGUAUCUCAGGGGAACAUCUGUAUGAGUGGCAACCGUGAAGUAAAGGGGGAGAGCAGUACUGCAGCAGCAACCUCAGGGAUGGUUGCCAAACGAGUCUAAUUUCAUUCCAUAUACUUUGCCCAUUUACAGAAUUUCUGGUCUGUCGUUUGCUGUCACUGAGCUUUUCCAAUUGCUCAUGUUAUGACUUGAACAGCCCUUGAACCAGUCCCCCUGCCUAGUUAACAGAUUCAAAAUAAUGAAAGAUACUGGAUUGGCAUCUGUCCACGAGACUCAUAAUUUGGUGAUUUGAACUUGAGAAUGGAGCUGCUGCUUAGCUGUGAAAGGAUGCUUCGUUGAUUUAUUGCUGUCGAAUGUCAAGAUCAGUUGGUCAUCUGUAAUUUAGUCUGCAUGAGAGUUUGUGCCCUAUUCAGUGUUUGCUGCCUGAGGAUGAGUUCACAUAUGUCUAAAGAAUGCAAGAAUUCAACAGUCUGCAAUGUGAAAGACUGUAUCAAUAUUUGAAUUCAGACUUUUAUUGAUUCACUAUUUUCUGUUCUUGUUUAAAUGUUUUUUCUUCCAAUUCUUGUAUUCAUGGUAGAAUUUUUAUGUGAUAAAAAUACAGUAAUUUCUCUGUUAA
Protopterus annectens (West African lungfish) is the source of this 1117-nucleotide messenger RNA. RefSeq names its product SS18 like 2 (gene SS18L2). The record is from RefSeq and is a predicted model, not a curated record. Gene Ontology annotation, molecular function: transcription coactivator activity. The coding region runs from base 271 to 603 and encodes 110 amino acids. Gene Ontology annotation, cellular component: nucleus. The transcript has 6 exons. Gene Ontology annotation, biological process: positive regulation of transcription by RNA polymerase II. NCBI's taxonomy places the organism in Eukaryota, Metazoa, Chordata, Ceratodontiformes, Protopteridae.